AUGCUUCAAAACGUACUGCCCUAUCCUGGCACUGGUUCUGCUCAAAAAUUCUGUGGUGAUUAUUCAAUACGAAUAGCACAUGCGUAUUUGGGACAUAUUCAACAACAAUGGGCCGCAUUCAUUCAUCGCGAUUUUCCAUCAACCAUUACAAUAAUAAAUAUCAUUUCAAGUGAAAUAUUAACUGAGGAUGAUGAAACAAUUAGUAACACCGAAAGUCAAACGUCACUAAGCGAAGAAUCAACAAUUGAACAACCAACAAGUGAAGAAUCAAUGAAUGAAGAAUCAACGAAUGUAGAAUCCGAAACACCGGAGUAA
Didymodactylos carnosus is the source of this 315-nucleotide messenger RNA. The record is from the annotation of a GenBank genome assembly. NCBI's taxonomy places the organism in Eukaryota, Metazoa, Rotifera, Eurotatoria, Philodinida, Philodinidae.